Paramecium sonneborni is the source of this 1629-nucleotide messenger RNA. Lineage: Eukaryota; Ciliophora; Oligohymenophorea; Peniculida; Parameciidae. The record is from the annotation of a GenBank genome assembly.
AUGACCUUGAUAGAAUAGAAAAAUUAACAAGUUUUAGAAUUACUUAGAAACUUCGUUCUAGAUUAUUCAAAUAUUGAAUUGUUUUAAAGUUUAAUAUUAGAAGAUGGUAAUCCUGAGACAACGUUUGUUCUUUAUUCAAUUAUAUAAAAAUGCCUGAUAAAUGGAGAUCAUUUUACGAAUUUUCCACAUCAAAAUGUGAGCACUGAAUAUUUUAUAAUCAAUAUGACCAUCGAUUAAAUAUUACAGAAAUUUGUACUAAACAUAUUGAGAUUGCAUUCAUUUAUUUACAAUAAUCACAUAAUCAACCAAAUUACGUUUACAAUUAAGUAAUUUUUACAAUUGCACUAUUAAUAAGAAAAAAUUGGAUUGAUAUUUUAAAAAUUGAAGAUAUUAUAAGUUAAAUUACAAAUAGAACUUUAUAAAAAAAUAAAAUAGUAUUUUUUAUAAUAUUUGAAACGUAAUUCUAUUAUAAUAAUCUUUUAGACUAUCUUUAUAGAGAAUAUUAUAAGCAAUACAUUUAUAAAUUUAAUAAUUAUAAGGAGAACCAUUAAUUAAAUUAUAUGGAUAAAAUAAAAUAAUGGUUGAAUCUUUUAUUAAUUUAUUAUAUUAAUUAAUGAACUUGAAUUUUAAUUUAAGUUAUUAUGAAAUUGAUGUGAUAAUGAUGCAAAGGAUUUAUCAUAAUUAACUAAUGUAUAUAAUUAAUAUAUAAUUUUCAGUUUCCAGAUUAUUAUUUAGAUUUAAUAAUAGAUCCAAUAUUUUUAAAAGAACUCUUUCAAGAUUCUAUUGGAUUUAUAAAUAUUGAUUAAAAUUUAUCUUUAUAUUGUAUAUGUAUGCUUUAAAGGAUUGCUUGUGUAAGAUUAUCAAUAUUUCACAAUAAGAAAUGUAAAGGAGGAUUUAGAAGAAUAAUGUGGGAAGGGUUACUAUAUUUAUAUUAAAAUUAAGAUUAAUUUAUAAAUUAUGUAGAAUUUUUAUCUGAAAUACAUUCUUUAGCAAUAAGAAUUAUUAAUAAUUUAACAUUGAGAGAAGUAGUAAAAUUUCAAUAUUUAUUAGAUAAAUUUUUUAAUUGAUUUCUUAAAUCUAUUAAAAAACAGUAUAAUUAUUUGGAGUAAAAAUAAUAUCAAAUAGUCCAAUAGUAAAAUUACAAGAACUUUGGAAUUAAAUUGGGUAUUAGGGUUCAUUACAUUUGCUUUAGCAUGAUUCUUAAAAUGUAUUAAUAAAAAAGGCCAUGCAAAAUCAAUUGAUUAUUGUUUUGAAAACAAUUUUUUAAUAAAAUUAAUCCACAGACAUUCCAUAAGAAUGUAGUGUGAAAAAAUUUAAAAAAUUAUUGGAUUUAACAUUUAUCCCAUUUCAUUGUUUAUUUAAAUUAAAUAUCUAAGAAAAUAUUGGUAUUAUUUUAUAAAUGAUUGAAUAAUUAAGAGGAGAUAAUGAAUGUAUAAUAAUAAAAUUAAUAAUAUAUUAGAUUAAAGUGCAGCUGUCAUUAGUUUAACUAUUGUAUUUUUAUUACAUACUUCAAAUACUGAGAUCUUAAAUUUAGGAUUUGAUUGUUAUAAUUUUGGAUAAAAAGAAGACUAAAACCUAAUCUUGAUGGAUAAGCAUAUAUCUUAAAAUUUAUAGUGGAACUUAUAAUGA